GCAAUAUUUUUUUUUACGAAACCUAAAAUUUUGACUCUAUAAGCUACUGUGAACAUUUCGGUUUCCUGUGCCGCCCAUCCCACAAAAUGCCUUGCUAUCGUUCCUGCAAGAAAUUCCUCCCUCACUAUUCUUCUAGGCAUGAUGAGACUCUUCAUCAAAAUUCUUCUCUCCAUCUUUCGAUUGGUGCAUACGCCGCACGCUACCAACCGUACUCUCUUUCUUAUAGGUUUGAAGCAGAGUACACGGACGUGCCUGUUCCACAAACACCUGCAAUUGUGCCGCAAACCGGCCAAGUAAGUAGGUUGCAAUCUCUCUGGGGAAACCACGCCGAUUAUCCUAGUUCAUCGUUCCUCCUUACUAUGAUCUUGAUGACUAUGUCAAGUAUGACGGUGAAGAAGCAGAAGAAGAGGACGAGGGCGCCUGGAACAGCGACGAAGAAGAAGACCAGGAGGGCAACCAUGAGGAAGCGGCCUAUGCACCGCUGUGUCUUCUGGUCGUUAUUGUGUGGAUAUUCUGCUUCGCUUGAAGGAUGCUCGCAUUGUUCUCUUCUUGCAUGUAUACCUAGUGUCUUCGGUUUGGGGGGAAGAAGGCGCUGAACGUUCCCAAGUUCUUUGUCGGACUGACGCUUAUUCAUUAUUUCAUCAGUAUCAUAAUUGUAAAAGUCGAUGGCAAGCGUUUUCUUGAUAUCUAUCAACAUUGUCGCCAAUUUUGCUUGAACAACGUUGUAGAUCAAUUCAGUUGGGAUUACAAACAGAUUCUAGGUGUCUACAUCUUCAUAUUCUAAUUCUUCUGGU
Guyanagaster necrorhizus is the source of this 794-nucleotide messenger RNA. RefSeq lists its product as uncharacterized. The coding region runs from base 87 to 596 and encodes 169 amino acids. NCBI's taxonomy places the organism in Eukaryota, Fungi, Basidiomycota, Agaricomycetes, Agaricales, Physalacriaceae. The transcript has 3 exons. The record is from RefSeq and is a predicted model, not a curated record.